CUGUUGGCUUGUUCCAGGAAACUCAGCGCUUGUGUCAGUUUGACAUGGGGCUCAGCGAUAAACACAAAGAGCGGAGAGACGCUGAGUAAAGCGGGCAGAUAGCUGGAUAAAGCGCGGAGGAUAAGAGCCGGGGGGCGGUACAGCAGAGCGCUGAGAGACGGAGGCAGCGGGUCGGUUAGAGCAGGUGUGUAGGUUAGCUAUGUGUGGAAAGUUGCUGGUUGUCUGUGCAGUUAUGCUAAAGCGGCUAACAGGCUCAGUGUAGUAGCGACUGUAACCUUUACCCCCGCAGCUCCUCUCUCUCUGACCGGGGCGCUGGAGUUGUUUGCUCGCCGUUUGUUUGUUAGUCCGCUUUGUCAGUGUGUGUGCUGUCAGCUCUGUGGUGUAUAAUAUGCGGAGAAGACGAGAAGGACCCCGCUAGGUUAACUAGCUAAUUAGAAAGCUAGCUAAGCUGCUGAGAGACUAACUAAACUAGCUUAGCAUGUGUUUACAUGUUUCUGUUUCUGUUUUGCUGCGCAGUGUAACUCCACGUUAGCCAGCUAGGCUAUCUUAAUUACUCUGGUUGUCUGGGGGUUCUUUAUAGCUAGUUAAAUGUUCUGGCAACACUAUUAUUAAGUUACUUUCAGCUGUCUAGUUUAGCAAGGUGUGGAAUAAAGUGACUAAGCUAACUACAUAACUGGUUGCUUUCACGCCUGGGCCUAAAAGAAUGACUUCAAAUGACCGCUGUAAGCAUUCAGAGUGAAACCCCUGUCCGUUGCUACCGAAGAUCCCCUCCCAUUUACCCCCACCUCAGCCCAGUCCCUCCACCCUGACGUCUCAUAAUGUUGGAGGGACUUGUUGCCUGGGUACUCAACACAUACCUGGGCAAAUAUGUCAGCAAUCUUAACACUGAUCAACUUUCUGUCGCUCUCCUCAAAGGAGCGGUAGAACUUGAGAACCUUCCAUUAAGGAAAGAUGCCCUCAGAGAGUUUGAUCUUCCUUUUGAAGUCAAAGCAGGCUUCAUUGGGAAGAUUGUGCUCCAGAUCCCCUUCUAUCGUCCUCACAGUGACCCAUGGCUCAUUUCCAUGUCCCAGCUGAAUCUUAUUAUUGGCCCUGCACACCCUCAGGAAUACGAUGAGGCACAGGAAAAGGAAGCCGAGCGAGAGCUGAAGAAACAGCUGCUCAAAGCCUUGGAGGACAAAUGGAAGAGUGAAUGUGAGCAGAAGGGAGAGUCAUACUGGUACUCUGUCACUGCCUCUGUGGUCACCAGAAUAGUUGAAAACAUUGAGCUGAAGAUUCAAGGUGUUCACUUAAGGUUUGAGGAUAACUUCUCCAACCCAGAAAAACCAUUCGCGUUUGGAGUGUGUAUUAAGAAUGUGUCGGCACAGAACCCAUCUAAAGAACUGGCUCAGAAGCUCAUGCGACAGAAGCAGUUGGAAAUCGAGGAGUUCAGUGUGUACUGGGAUACCAAGUGCACUAUGCUUGGAAAUCUUCCUCCAGCUGAGAUACAGGAGAGCAUGACUGCCUGCAUGCAGAGCCGAGAGCAUCAGUACAUAUUUGAGCCUGUGUGCGCUUCUGUGCUGCUGAGGAGGAACGCCUCUAAGGAGCCUCUGCGCUCUCGCAGUACCCCCCGCAUUGAGGGUCAGGUCCAGCUGGAGCCUCUGUCACUGCAUCUCUCACAGGUCCAGUAUCAGCAGAUAAUGGCCUUUCUCAAAGAGCUGGACAGAAAAGAGAGGGAGAUGCUGUUCCGCAAGUGGAGACCCAAAGUCCCUGUCUCAGGAAAUUGCCGCCAGUGGUGGAUAUUUGCCAUCAGUGCAAACCUAGACGAGAUCAGGGAGAAGCGAAGGCGAGGGAACUGGGAUUUUGCUCUUCAGCGAGCGCGCGAUGCUCAGCUCUACACUAGCCUUUACCGCCAGAGGCUUAAAGGAGUUACUCUGAGCCCACAGGAGGAGGAUGAGUUUGAGAGGAUUGAAGAUGAGCAGACCCUGGAGGAGUUGCAGAGUCUCAGGGAAAUCGUUCAUGACUCUUUUCGCAAGCAGGAGGAAAUCGCAGAGAGUGUAAGAGAGCCCAUGUCAGAACCACCAGCCUCCUCCCCUUCCAGUUCAAUUCCAAGGAGUGGAAGUUCGGGUAUGAUCCAGUACCUGCAAUCCUGGUUCCCCGGAUGGGGUGGCUGGUAUGGAGGUGCUGAGAGGGGGCCAGAUGGGCAGCCAGUAACAGAUGAGCUCAUGCCUGGAACUGCUCAGUGGGAUAUUCUGACUGAAACAGAUGAUCUCUUCGACCCUUUGGAAGACUCUCAGACUCUCAACACUUUUACCAGGAGGGAUCACCUCUUUGCACGGCUGGAUUUCCUUCUAGAGAAGGCAGCGGUCACUCUUUUCCAGCAGGAUAAAUUGAAUCCACUGUCCAGUGAGAGUGGAGUUAUUCAGUUGGAGUUUUCAGGCGUGAAGAUUGGCAUUGAGUCACUGCCUCGCUCAGAGUCUUCUCUGCUCUCUGUAAAGCUUGGAGGAUUAUUUCUAAGAGAUCUCACCACACAGGGCUCCAUAUUCCCAGUAUUGGUGUCUCCAAAACCAGACAAAGUUGCAGUUGCCAUCAAUCAACCCUUUGGACAGAGUAGUAGUACAGACAAAAGCAACGUUGCUGCUGAUACUGAGUCUUCUGCGUCUCCUGUCUUUGAGAUGAUCUAUGAGCGUAACCCGAUAAGAAGCAAAUUUGAGAGGAGACUGGAGGUCAAUACCAGCCCUCUCAACAUUAUCUACAAUCCUCAGGCUAUCAAGAAAGUGGCCGACUUUUUCUAUAAGGGUCGAGUACAUACCUCAGGGUUUGGAUAUCAAUCUGAGCUAGAAUUGAGAGUGGCUGAAGCAGCAAGGAGGCAAUAUAACAAGCUCAAAAUGCAGACAAAAGCUGAAAUCCGUCAGACCAUAGACCAGCUUCUAGUUGGAGAGUUCAUUGAGAAUAGUAAGCGUUGGACGAUGAAACUGGAUAUAUGUGCUCCUCAAGUUAUAUUUCCAGAUGAUUUUCAGUCUGAUGACCCAAUGCUAGUGGUAGUUGAUCUUGGUCGUAUCCUUCUUACCAAUUCACAAGAUGAUCUUCAAACAAAGUCCAAAGCCACUCCAUCAGAAGGGGAUGAGUUAAGCGACGAGGAAUACCAGACUCCUCUAGCUACACCUCCACCUGAAUCAGAGACGGAUUUCAAAGAGCAGGAGAAGACUGUGGACCUCUCUAGCCUCAAAUCUGUGGAGGGAUCCCAGUCUUUUAGCAGGAUGCUGUAUGAGAAAUACUCCUUAUCAUUCAAUGAUCUGCAGAUCAUGGUUGGUCGCUACAAAGACAACUGGAAACAUCUUCAGGAGAGUGAAGUGGGGCCCACCCAUGUCGUGGAGAAGUUUAAUGUGCUCUUACAGCUGGAACAGAGGCUGCGUUACACCUCGGACCCUCAGCUGCCAGGAGCGGUUCUGUCUGGGACUUUACCAGACCUGAAAGUGCACAUCAACUUGGAGAAGAUGACCGCACUGAGAAGCUGCCUGGCUAGGCUGAGCAGUACUAGUGAAGAUGAGGGCAGAGGUGAUAAAGCUGAGAGUCUCAGGUCUCCUGAUCCUUUAACGCUUCGCCAUGAAAAAAUCUUUCAAAGAGAGGACAGUCAGUGGAAGCUCCAAGGGUCUGACAAAAACCUCACAAAGAGUGUGAUGACCCUUGAGCAGCACACACGGGAGGUUCUGGUUGAAUCCAGGCUCCUCCUUGCAGAAUUCAACAUAAACUACAUGCAGCUUGGUGUUGAAAGUGGAGGGCGGUAUAUCUCCGUCCUCAAGGUGUUUGGUACAAAUGCUCAUUUCGUGAAGCGACCUUAUGAUGCUGAGGUUGCCCUCACAGUUCAUGGUCUUCUCUUGGUGGAUACCUUGCAGACAUAUGGCUCUGACUUUGACCUGCUUGUGGCAUCCCAUAAACACCUCAGUUUUGAUGUGCCCACUGGCAGUUUAAGAGAAAGCCAACCUACGUCACCAGUUUCACAAGAUGGGAAGUCACCAGAGCCUUCAGAACUGGGAAUGCCCUUUGACAAGGUAUCUCCGCUCAGCUCGUUUCUUAGAGACCAGGAGGUUCUCAUUAAGCUGGAAUAUCAGUUUGUCAGCUCAGACUGUCCAUCCAUGAACUUGGAUAGCUCCCUUCAGGUUACCACCUUGCAGGUCAACAACUUGGAUAUUAUUCUCAACCCUGAAACUAUUGUAGAGCUGCUGAAGUUUCUCCAGCAGUCCUUUCCCAAAGAAGAAAGCUCUUGGACUCCACCAACACCUCAACCACCACCACCACUGCCCAAUGGACAGGGUCAGGACGAGACGUAUCAGUCUACAUAUGAUCAGAAUACAGAAUUGACUGUAGAAAUCCAUAGAUUAAAUUUGCUUCUUCUGCGGACAGUUUCGACUGGAACUGUCAUGGGUGGCGAAAAGAGGGGCAUGAAAAUUGCCACGGCCAGUAUAAAUGGGACAAAGGUCAAUGUAUCAAUGGGAAGUCGCCUGGACAUCAAUGGCUCCUUGGGAUGCAUUCAGCUUUUAGAUCUUACUCAGGAAAGUGGACGAGGCCAGUUUGUGGUCAGUAUCGGAAAUUCAGAAGAUGACCCUUCUGCAACAAAAGCUUCUGAAUUAACCAUUCCUACAUCUGCAUUAACUUCCUCCGAAGCUUUAAAUUUCCGUCUUUUGGAAAAGUCUCAAGGAGAGUGUUCUUUAGAACUUCAUAUGGCAUCAUUGCACUACAACCACUCUGCCAAGUUCUUAAAAGAACUCAGUCUGUCUGCCAAUGAGGUAGAAGACAACUUCCGCUCCAUGCUUAAGACUGCUGCUACAAAAGUAUCCACAGUGCUGGCCACAAAAACAGCAGAAUACAGUGGGAUGGUGUCUCUGUUUGAGACCCCAUCUAGGAGAUCCAGGUCACAUAGUCAGUGCAACUGGACACUGGACCCCUUUGAAGAUGAAAUGGAUCUAAUAGAUGCUAAGGAAGAACCAGGCCUGGACUCCUUUCUGGUUAAACUUACUCUAAAUGUCAGUAUAGAAUCUCCUGUUGUGUCCAUUCCUCGGAAACAUGGCCACCCAGAGCUUCUUGUCGGUCACUUGGGAAGCAUUACCAUUCAGAACUUUGUCGCUGGACAAGACUCUGAAGGGGAGAAGUUACAGGUUGAAAUUAAGGAUAUACGGCUGUAUUCUGUCAAUACCAGUCAGCUAGUUUUGAGGAAGGCACCUCGCCCUGACAGCAGCUUCAAUUCCAGUCAAUCACCAGCUCAUAGCAGCACUGUCGGCUUUGAAGAGCAACGGUUUACUCGCCAUGACUUCUUUGAGUAUCUAAGCCGUGGAAAAGCUUUCCACAUUCUAAAAGACACCACCAUUCAGUGCACUCUGGAGAAAGUUCCCAUAGAUGAGAACACACAGUUCACCUUUCUAUCUUGUGAUGAACCAUACCAAAGUACAGGACUGUUGAGAGUUGAGGGCAAAUUUGUGAACGCUGUACAGGUUUUCCUCUGUAAGCCUGUGUAUGAGCAGGUCCUUCAAACUCUGGAUAACCUGUCAGUCAUUGAAGACCAGAGAGUGUCUCCCAGUCAGCCACCAACUCCCCCACCACCUACACCCUCCUCCACCAAACCACAUCGCUUCCCAGACCCACAGGGUGGCUUGUUUGCUCGAGAUCCCCCUCUUAUUGGAUUAUCAUACUCUUCAAUAUCAUCCUCCCUCUCAACCCCACUACCGCUCCAGAGCACCAGCCCUCCUCUCCAGCCUCCCUCCUUCACCCAGAUCAGAAUCAACUUCAAGGUGUCUGAGCUCCAGGUGCAGCUGAGUGCAGACCUCAGCCAAGGGUCUCAGGGAUUGGUCAGUGUUCGGUUCCAGGACCUGGAGGGAGACUUUGCUAAGGACCAUCCUUACUCUUUGUCAGUCCAGCUGGCCCUUCGUUCCCUGCUAAUGGAAGACCUUCUAGAACAAAAUCCAGAGUCCAAGCACAAGCACCUCAUGGUUUCUAGAGGCGCUCCAAAGCCGUCUACCUUCAGUCCUAAAGAGUACCUCUCUCAAUCGUGUCCAUCGGCAUCCAAUGCCAUGUACCCAGACAUGCCGCGCUCACUGCCAGCUCAAAUCGAGGAGGCCCAGAAUGUCUUCCAGUUUUAUCAGAGGCACCCCAGUACUCCGUCUGCGUCCAGCCGCAAAAGUAAGAAGGACCCAGAAUGCCCCAGCACCCCUCCCCCUUCACCCUCUCGGAAUACACCAUCCCCUCAUCCUCCACCAGACUUUGAUGACUCCCUGGUUCACAUUAAUGUUCUUCUGGUGGACAAGCGACACCCGGAGUUUAAGACCCGCUAUGGCAGCGUCGGACGUAGCAUAGAUGUAGACUUCAACUGCCUGGACGUUCUCAUCACGCUGCAAACCUGGGUCGUCAUUCUGGACUUUUUUGGCAUCGGUUCUACUGCCAAUAACCAUGCUGUGAAAGUGCCUACAACCUCUCCUCAGCCCAUGCCUGGACAUCCACUAUACAACACAGCUCCCACUGACUUAUCUGAUAUGUGCUCGGAAAUGAGCGAGGAGGAAAUGGAGGAGAGGGUCAACACUAAAAUAGACCUGAAGGUUCAUUCCCUGACUCUGGUGUUGAAUAAGAAGAUCACUGAGCUUGCUAAGGCUAGCGUGUCUAAACUGUUUACACACUUAGAAAUGAUUGAUGGAGAUCUUGCCUUGCAAGGAAGCCUGGGUAGUCUGUCACUGAUCGACCUGACCCCUCAUGGUGACCUGUACAGGGAGCGCUUCACAACUCGGGGUGGAGAGGCCCUCAUCUUCAACAUACACAAGUAUGGAGAGCCUGACCCUUACCUAGAAAGGGAGUGUGAUAUGAAGGUGUCUCUGCAGAUGGCUUCAGUGCAGUAUGUCCACACACAGCGGUUCCAGACUGAAGUGGUGGCUUUUAUCCAGCAUUUCACUCAGUUACAAGACGUUCUAGGCAGACAGAGAGCAGCAGUGGAAGGUCAGGCUGUCCGUGAACGACCCCAGCGAGCCUCCCGCAUGCUCUUGGACAUUGAGGCAGGGGCUCCUGUCCUCCUGAUCCCAGAGAGCUCCCGCUCAAAGCGCCUCAUAGUGGCCAACCUAGGCCAGCUCAAAGUGAGCAACAGAUUCCUGCCAGCAGGAACCCACGGCACCUUCUCUCUCAGAGACAAGGUAGAGAAACUUACCAUGGCACAUACCUUUUUCCCCUCUCUGGAUCAGGUGAACAAUGCUCAACCUGCUUCUUCAAAAGCAAGGGAGAAUACAUCAGCAAGCAAAGUCAAAGCCUCCAGCACCACAGCCUCUGCAAGCUCUACUUUCACUCUUGGUAGACCCCAGCCUGCCAUGGGGUGCAUGCCUGAAGACACCAUGCCCCCAAGCCCAGAAGAUCACGUAUGUCUCCUGGACUGCAUUGCCCUGGAUCUGGAGGAGAUGGAUUUAUUUGCUGCAGAGCGGCUGCCUUGUGAACCGUGGGACAGUGGAGGGAAGCAUGUGGACACAGAUUUGGUGUUUACAUCCUACUCAGUGCGCAGAACAGGAGGCAGUCUACUGAAAGAGCGCUGCCGCCUCAAACUAAAAGUGGAGCGUAACCUAGACAAGGAGCUGAGUCAUGCAGUCCCAGAUAUGUCCAUCCAUGGCAGCCUGUCUUCUGUGCACUGCUCCCUGAACCUGGAGAGGUAUCAGCUAAUCCGUGGCCUGCUGGAGCACAACCUAGGAGAGCCUGUGGAGGAGUUCCUCAGACCCUACAACUUGCAGGAUCCCAGUGGCUAUACGGUGCUGAGUGGUGACGUUUAUACAAGCCUCUCGCUCCUAGUUGACAUGAUGAAUGUCAGUCUGGAGUUACUGGAUGGCCCCAAAUCCUCUGGGCAUAAGCAGUCUUUGGCAAGGUUUGACUUCAUGAAGUCCAAGUUGCUGUUUGAGAGCUUUUCCAAUGGGUCCAAGUCUGUGAACUUGGUCUCUCAUUCACUCCUGGCCUAUGACACGCGGAACAGCGGCCCCAGCAAAGCCACAGAGGGCAAGCAUAAUGUGUUCGACUGCAUUCUACAGCCCUCUAGAACUGGCACCAACCGGUCCUCCCUGCAGCUGGAGCUGCAUUAUAGAUCUACCCGAGACUCUUCGUGUUUCACUGUAGUCCUGAAUAACCUGCGUGUGUUCCUGAUCUUCGACUGGCUCCAGCUGGUCAGAGACUUCCUGCACAUGCCAGCGGAGAAGGGGGCAGCACCCAGCCGCCAGCGUUGGCCCAGUGGCAGCAGUGACCCGGGCAGCACAGGCGCCGUCAUGCCCAAAACCGUCAAGAGUGGCGUCGUUACUAAACGCUCUACUGUUCCGGUCACCCAAGACAAAUAUCUGGAGUUCAAGCUCAAUGUGACGGGCACAGAGUUUGUGGUUGUGGAAGACUCUUCGUGUUUGGACACCAAUGCCAUCAUCCUGAAGGGCACCACUGUUCUCACCUACAAGCCGCGCCUUCUGGACCGACCCUUCUCUGGCAGCUUGGCUGGAAUUGAGGUGUUUUCUUGCCGGCUUGGCAGUGAGCAGGAGACAGCCCUGUCCAUCAUUGAUCCCGUGAACGUACAGGUGGAGCUCUGUGGCAGCCCUACCUACCAGAGCAGCUCUGGACUGCUGGAUGCCUUCAAUAUUGAGGACUUUCCUCCUUUGCUGGAGAUCCAGUUUCCUGCUCUGGAUAUUCGACUUUCCUACAAUGAUGUACAACUCUUUCUGGCUAUUGCCAAGUCUAUCCCCACCGGGUCCCCUAGUAUCACCGACCCUGCUUCUGUCUCCCAGACAGCCCCUUCCACUGCCAGUCCAGAUACUUCCUCCAAACCAAAAGACAGCUUCAGGCACCGUACAGAGGCCCUACUGGAAGGCCAGCUAACACACUUGCAGGAUUUGGGAUUCAGGAAGGAAGACUGCAGGCGGGCUCUAAUUCUCUGCAGAGGCCAGCUGGAUCAGGCUGCUACAUGGCUGCUGGAGAAUGCAGAGGCCAUGUCUGGAAGGAGCAGAUCCAACUCUGAGUCAGGCUCCCACUCAGCUACACCUCUCUCUGGGGUGGAGGUCAAGGCAGAGAGCGUGUGUAUCUGCUUCAUUGAUGACUGCCUGGAUCGUGAUGUCCCCCUGGCUGAGCUCACCUUCUCACGGCUGUCGGUGCUUCAGAGGAUUGGAUCGACCCAAGAAGGAAAUGCUAGCUUCACUCUGUCUGGAGAUUACUACAACAGAGAGCUCUCAGGCUGGGAGCCGUUUAUUGAACCCUGGCCGUGUGUUCUAAACUGGCAGCAGCAGGCGGCAGGCCGUCUCCAUCCUCCUCGCCUGAAGAUGGGAGUGCGAGCCAAGCAGAGGCUGGACAUCAACAUCACCUCUGUCUUACUGGAGCAGUACAGCACCACCAAGACUUCGUGGUUAGCAGAUUACUGUAAGGAAGACGAGCAGUCGCCACAGUCCUCCUCCUCUUCCUCGCUGUCUUGGAUGGGCUCCUCUGUGGACCCCCCUUCCUUUGGCCAGAGUGUGCCUCUUGCCCACCUUAGAACUAGGAGCACUGCCAGCUUGACUUGCCUUGAGCAGCAGAUACAUGCCCGAGCGGAUGUGAAGCUUUCAAAGAGGAGGCAGCCAUUUAUUCCUUAUGCCUUACGUAACCAUACUGGCUGUACCAUGUGGUUUGCCACGCUCACCACCACCCCAACCAGGGUGGCACUGUCUCACAGCGGUAGUGCUGAUUCUAUAUCAGACGUGCAUGGGCCGGGGACGGAUGACACACAUAACAUCAGUCAGUGGAGAGAAGUGCUGCCAGGAGAGGAGAUUCCUUUUGAGUUUGAGGCCCGUGAGAAACUUAGGCACAGACACACCCAUGAGCUGAAGCUGCACCAGCUGCUGGUGCGUGUUGGAGGCUGGGAGCAGGUGAAGCCUGUCUCAGUAGAUAAGGUCGGAGUGUUCUUCCGAUACGCCGCUCCUGAUCGCAAUAACCCCUCCAACACCGUUGGAAGCCCAAUCAGCAGAACCAACAUCAUACAUCCUCAUGUAUAUUUCUCGGCCUUGCCCCCUGUUAGAGUGGUCUUCUCCAUCACCAUGGAGGGUAGUGCACGCAAAGUCAUCACAGUGCAGUCUGCUCUCAUGGUGAAAAAUCGUUUGGAGGUUCCAAUGGAGGUCCGACUGGACAGCCCCUCUGCUCCAGACAAACCAGUCGUGCUUCCACCAAUCCUGCCCGGGGAAGCCCUGGCUAUUCCACUCCACCUAACUUCAUGGAGGCUUCAGGCUCGACCCAAAGGCCUGGGGCUGUUUUUCUGUAAGGUGCCCAUACACUGGACCAGUGUGGAACGCCCGGGGGAGAUCAGCAGCAGUAAGAGGGAGUGCCAGUCAGCGGACUUUGAUGACCAGCUCAAACGCAGCUUCAGGUUUUGUGUUGUAAUCAAAAAAGAGCACUACCCCGACCAGCAGCCUGCCAAAACCGUCAGUGGUGGUGCCAAGCAGAUCUACCGACAGCCAGGUCACACCAUCUACCUACUGCCCACAUUAGUGCUGGCUAAUCUGCUGCCCUGUGACCUUAACUAUUACAUCAAAGGGACUUCAAUUAAGGGAACCAUGAAGCCAGGAAAGGAGGCAGUGCUCCAUGCGGCAGAUACCUCACAGAAUUUGGAGUUGGGUAUUCUCCUGGAGAACUUUACAGUGUGUAAGGAGCUGUUGAUUCCUCCUGGCACACAGAACUACGUGGUGCGCAUGCGUCUGUACGACACCAACAGACGACUGCUGUGUCUCACGAUCCGCAUCGUUCUCCGUGCACAGGGAGCGCUCAAGAUCCUUAUCUCCGCCCCCUACUGGCUUCUAAACAAGACCGGACUGCCUCUGAUCUUCCGCCAGGACAACGGAAAAAUGGAUGCUGCUGGGCAGUUUGAGGAGCACGAGUUGGCGAGGAGUCUAAGCCCACUUCUCUUCUGUUAUACAGAUAAAGAGCAGCCUACCAUGUGUACUAUGCGAGUUGGGAAAGGGAUCCACCCAGACGGUGUUCCAGGGUGGUGUCAGGGUUUCUCUUUGGAUGGAGGCAGUGGAGUUCGGGCAGUCAAAGUAAUCCAGCCUGGAAAUAGACCAGGACUCAUCUAUAAUAUAGGCAUUAAUGUCAGAAAGGGCAAAGGGAGGUACCAGGACACCCACAUUGUGACUUUUGCACCACGCUAUCUUCUUGACAAUCAGUCUUCGCAUAAACUGGCCUUCUCCCAAAGAGAGUUUGCCAAAGGGAAGGGCACAGCCAAUCCCGAUGGCUACAUCUCCACCCUGCCAGGAUCCAGCGUGGUGUUCCACUGGCCUAGAAACGACUAUGACCAACUGCUGUGUGUCCGACUCAUGGAUGUAACCAACUGCACCUGGUCUGGAGGGUUUGAGGUCAACAAACCAAAAUCUUUCCAUGUCAAUAUGAGGGACACUUUGGGGAACUGCUUCUUUCUUCGUGCCGAGAUCACCCUGAAAGGAGCAACAUAUCAAAUCUCAUUCAGUGAUGCUGACCAGUUACCCCCUCCCUUCCGCAUAGACAACAUCUCUGAAGUGCCUAUUCAGUUUUGGCAACAUGGAGUUCCAGACAUUAGAUUGCAUACGGAAGUGAAGGCUGGGGCAGUGCUGGACUAUGCCUGUGAUGAGCCCACUCUUUCCCCUUACCUCACUCUGACUGUAAAAGGAGCCGGCUCCUCUGAGGUCACCGCCGACAUGAACUUCUUCAGAGAGUACAACAAGCUCUACUAUGAGAACUUCAUCUACAUCGCUGCCACUUUCACUUUCUCUCAGGAUGCAAGUAAAAGACCAGGAGUAAUAAAGCGCGUGGCCAGCAGUGCUGAACUGGUGUUAGAUGUUGAACCAAAGACACAAAGAGUGAUCCUGAAGAAAAAGGAGCCAGGCAAGAGAUCUCAGCUGUGGAGAAUGACGGGGAAAGGAAUGCUUUGUCAUGAGGGUUCCUCUCCUCCUCAGAGUAAACCUGCCCAGCCCCGACCUCUCGACUCUUCACUAGUGCUGGACAUCGCCGGACUGGCGGCUGUCACAGACAACAGUUAUGAGCCUCUGAUGCUGAGGAGGCCAGACUCUCGCCGCAGUACUACCCAGACAUGGCACUUCAGCUCUGGCAUGCUGACCUGUGGCUUACCCAGACUGGUGGUGCAGGUUAAGGGAGGAGUCUCAGGGCUGUAUGAUGGUGCAGAGGUGGUGCUGGGGCCUACGCAAGGAUUGCUUGAUCUCCUUCCAGAGCAGCAGUUCAUUAACCAGAAGAUGAGACCAGGCUCUGGGGUCCUGUCUGUUCAGGUUCUGCCCGAUGGACCUACUCGUGUACUGCAGAUUAGUGACUUUAAUCAGCGCCGCAUAAACAGAACUUCUCCCAGCACAGAGGAGGAACCUAGUAAGGAGGAUCAGAAGAAGACUGUUGAAGAGGAACUUGAGUUGUUGGUGAACCUUGAGGAUGGCGUGGGUCUUUCCCUGGUGAACAAAGUGCCUGAGGAGCUGGUUUUUGCCACACUGACAGGCAUCAAUGUGCACUUUACUCGCACUGCUGCUAGCAAGAUGCUGGAGCUCAGCGUGCAGAACAUUCAGGUGGAUAACCAACUCCUUGGCACCACUCAGCCUGUUAUGCUGUGUGUGACUCCAGGCUCUAGUGAGAGCACUGUGGCAGACUCCGGACCUGCUUUGCAAAUCAAUGCUGUCAAAGUGCCCAGCAGUCUCAUGCUCACAGAGCUCUUCAAACACCUGAUGGUCACUGCCCGGCGCUUUACAGUCAUCAUUGAAGAGAAACUCCUGCUCAAGAUACUGGCAUUCUUCGGCUAUGGACAAACAGAAGAGGUCGAGAAGUUGGAUGAGAACCUGUAUGAGAAGGCCAGUGAGGAUGCAGGGCCUCCAAAACGAUACUACUUUGAGAACCUUAAAAUCAGCCUUCCCCAGGUCAAACUGAGUGUCUUCACAUCUCACAAGCUGCCUCCAGACCUCAUGGCUCUAAAGGGAACUUUGGGAACACCUCUUAUCAAAUUUGAGGAUGCCGUCAUUAACAUGUAUCCCUUCACUCGAGUUCACCCCUACGAGACCCAGGAGAUCAUCAUCAAUGAUAUUCUCAAGCACUUCAGAGAGGAGCUGCUCAGUCAGGCUGCUCAGAUCUUGGGCUCAGUGGACUUCCUGGGCAACCCUAUUGGCCUGCUGAAUGAUGUUACAGAGGGUGUAUCAGAGCUCAUCAAGUACGGCAAUGUGGGAGGUCUCAUCCGUAACGUAACGCAUGGCGUCUCAAACUCGGCAGCAAAGUUUGCUGGUACCCUUUCUGACGGCCUUGGAAAGACCAUGGACAACCGGCACCAGAGCGAGCGAGAGUACAUUCGUUAUCACGGAGCCACCAGCGGAGAACACCUGGUGGCAGGCAUUCAUGGACUUGCUCACGGUAUUAUCGGCGGCCUGACGAGUGUCAUCACAUCCACAGUGGAGGGUGUGAAGACUGAGGGAGGUGUUAGCGGCUUCUUCUCAGGAUUAGGGAAAGGACUUGUCGGCACCGUGACCAAGCCGGUAGCGGGAGCUCUGGAUUUUGCCUCUGAAACAGCUCAGACUGUGCGAGACAUGGCCAGCCUGAGCAACCACAGGCUAGGUGUGCAGCGGGUGAGGAAGCCACGCUGCUGUAAGGGUCCUCAGGGAUUGCUUCCACGCUUUUCCUCCACACAAGCUGAUGGGCAGGAGCAACUCUUCCGCCUCACCGACAACAUCCACUCCGAAUACUUCAUCGCUGUGGAGCCUAUAGACACCUACUGUGUGCUCAUCUCCUCUAAAGUGGUGUACUUCCUCAAGCCUGGGGAAUACGUGGACCGAGAAGCAAUUUUCCUGGAGGUCAAAUACGACGACCUCUAUCACUGUCUGGUUUCUAAGGACCAUGGGAAGGUGUAUGUUCAGCUCACCAAGAAAGCUGAAAGCACAGGCAGUGCUGUGGCCAUCCCAGGCCCAUCCCACCAAAAACCUAUGGUUCAUGUGAAGAGCGAGAGCCUUGCUGUCAAGAUCUCCCAAGAAAUCAACUACGCCAAGAGCCUUUACUACGAGCAGCAGCUCAUGUUACCCCCCAGCGACAACGAGGACAGCCUCUUACUGGACUCCUAACUCUGUAUUUCUACUAACCUGUUUAUUGGAACUGAAGGCAUUUCUUCCUGUAGAGCUUUUGGGACUAGAAAGCAGUGAAUCAGAAAGAGAGUGCAGUCGUCUGCAGUCAUUCACACUGAAGGGAUUCUUUUAUGAUGCAAACAACUACUGUCUACUGUAAUAUUCUACAUUUAAGCACAGAUUUAACUAUGAAAAAUAUGCAAGUAUAUUUUAUUAAGUUCUGUGUUUUGUUUUUGUUUUUUACAGCUAUGUAUAGAGUUUGAGUGGUGUUUGUUGCUGAGAGUAUAUAUACAUAUAUAUAUAACUAUAACAUGUAUAUGUUUGUGUAUAGAGCAAAUAUGUACAUAUAAAUAUAUAGAUACACGCCAGUAUGCCACUGUCUGCCAUGUACUGUACAUAUUGUUAUUGAGAAAUUAUGGAGGUCUGAGAGGAAGUGGAUUCUGGGAUUGCUGUACAAACUGCCUUUAAAGACGUUUUUUUAUUACUAUCUAUAUAUCUAUAGAGGGUGUUGUUUGUGGAUGAUAUUUCACUUUGAAUUGCACUGAUAGAGAUGUAACAAAAUGCUGCUGCUCUUUACCGCUCACUAGUGAGCAAGAUCCAGCAUAAACACACAAAAACACAGAGCGUGUUUACAUGCACUACAUAAUCUGAUUAUAAACAGAUUUCUGCAGUUACCUGAUUAUUCAGGUAUCAGAUUUCAAAUUUUAAAAUCCAAUAAUGAGAGCUGGAUUUUAGAGAUGCUGAAGUAAAUUAAGUAAAUUUUGUGCCAAAAGUUUAAUGCAAAAAAAAUCUACAAACAAAAUUUUAGGAAUCAGAAAGAAAAAGUGUAUGUUGCAAAUUCAAAAGAGAAAAAUAUAUAGCAAAUACAUGUUUUUAUAAAUACUUGAUUACUUUAUUAUCCUUUACAGUCACUUACAAAUUAUUUCAGUUUGGAUUUUGCCAGUCUUUGCUUUUCAUUUUUGUGUUUUAGUGGAUUUGCUGUGGAGUUUUGGCCCAUUUUUAACGGAUGGAUGGAGCUUAGAAGAAGGUGUUCCUCUUGAAUCUCUAUUGGUCACCUGAUUUUGGACUAACUGGUACCCUAAAUCCUUGUCUGAGACCUACAAAUGGAGGUUCAAAGAGAACACCUUCUUCUAAGCCCCGCUCACCUGUAAAAGCUGUGCCAAAAAAUUAAGCAGAAUCAAACAAGAGAUUUCAGAAACAAAAGUGAAAGUAAAAAACCAACAAAGUCCAAACGAAUAUCAUUUAAGUAAUUUUUUUCUCUUUUGUAUUUGCAGCAUACACUUUUUCCUUUUGAUUCUUAAAUUUUUGAUUGCAGACUUUUUUUUUGUGCAUACAAUUUUUGGCACCAAAUUCACUCGAUAAAUAAUCCCCAUCUUCUGACUGAUGUAUGCUUAUACUGCAGCUCAAUUGAACUACUCAAGUAAACUUAGGAGUUUUCUAGUUAUCUGAUUACCAAAGUCCAUGUAAACGCAUUGAUCAGAUUACUGUCUCAAAACUAAAGUUUUUUUAGUAGUCAGAUUAUGAAGUGCAUGUAUACACACUCUUAAACAGAGGAGUGUAAAUGUCUCGUGACACUUUCACAGCUCUGCCUGCAGUCCAGUCCUGACAUUUAAAACCUCUAGAUUUGAUUUAAUUCUUUUUUAUUUAUUUUCAAGAUCUACAUAUUUUCUAUAAGCCUUUUAAUUUUCUUGUGACUUAAGCCAGAUAUGCUAACUGUUUGUAGAACAAGCAAUUCACUAAAGGGUUGUAACACAAAAUAUUGUGGAAGUCACAAUCGUAAUCAUAACACUAAUCCCAAACUGAAGUCUGACCUGAAGUAUGAAGUGCAUAGAUAUAUUAUUUUGGAUUCAAAUAAACCGCUGUUGCUCUGCAGUGAUUGAAUGCAACAUUUUGUGCCUUUUUUUCUUGCUGACAUUGUUUUUUAGCGUCAAAAAGACCACUAACUUUAAUUUCCAAUGCUUCUUUGUCUGUGACAUUUUGGUUAAAUCAUGUGAAGGCAAAGCUGCCAGAUAACUACUGUGCUUUUCCAUUAUUCUCACUCAGAAUUCCCACUUUCAUUUUGUAUAUUGUUUUUAAUCCUAAUUAUUUGGCACUUUCUUAAUGCAUUAUUCCUGGUGUUAACUGUACCACACCACUGCUAUUAACUGCAUUGAUGGUACACAGGUUUGUGUGUGUUGCUUAAGUUUACAUCUGGCUAUAUUAUUUUUUUGUUAUAUAUUUAUUAAGUUGCCCCCAAUUUGUUUAUAAUACUUACAGGACUUUUUUGUUUUGUUUGAAUUUUUACUAGACUUUAAGUUUCACAGCUCAUGAUGGUACACUGCUCUUCCCCAAAAAUGUAGACAAAAAAUAUGUGGUGUGUUCUGUUUCUUUUUCACAUUACACUCAGUUCUAUAUUCAUAAAGAAUAGCAUAUAUUUGUGAGAUUUGUUGUACUAGAUCUUUUUAAAUAGGUAUUUAGUAAUAGUAAACUUCCUUUAAAUCAAUAACUUCACUGAGAGCAGCAAAAAAAAGUGAGAUUUUAAUUCUGCACUGUUUUCAGUGCUGUUACCGUGAAUAUGCAAGUGUAAAAUGGUUUUCUCUGUUUAGCAGGCACAGAAAAUCUGCACAUGAAUAGUAGUAACUCAUAAGAUAAAAUUGUGUAAAUCUCUUCUGUUUGUAUAUACUGUAAAGCCUAAUAAUAAAAAUGUGUGUAUUUUAAAUUAA
Astyanax mexicanus (Mexican tetra) is the source of this 16756-nucleotide messenger RNA. It is a transcript of the gene vps13d, whose product is annotated as vacuolar protein sorting 13 homolog D. The transcript is spliced from 70 exons. Bases 819 to 14054 code for a protein of 4411 amino acids. Gene Ontology annotation, cellular component: extrinsic component of membrane. Lineage: Eukaryota; Metazoa; Chordata; Actinopteri; Characiformes; Acestrorhamphidae. Gene Ontology annotation, molecular function: protein binding. The record is from RefSeq and is a predicted model, not a curated record. Gene Ontology annotation, biological process: mitochondrion organization; protein retention in Golgi apparatus; protein targeting to vacuole.